Messenger RNA from Trichoderma virens Gv29-8, 3426 nucleotides. RefSeq lists its product as uncharacterized. The record is from RefSeq and is a predicted model, not a curated record. Gene Ontology annotation, biological process: phosphorylation; phosphorelay signal transduction system. Gene Ontology annotation, molecular function: phosphorelay sensor kinase activity. The coding region runs from base 1 to 3426 and encodes 1141 amino acids. The transcript has 3 exons. Lineage: Eukaryota; Fungi; Ascomycota; Sordariomycetes; Hypocreales; Hypocreaceae.
AUGAGAGUCGCCAUCCGAGAGCAGCUCGCCGCGCUUGUCCUUUUCGCCGUCCUCCUCGCCCUCGCCGUCAUCUCCAUCCCGACAUGGAUCUUUGUCCACAACUUUGUCGUCGACGUCGAGUCCGACGGCCUGGCAUUGACAGCAACGCUCAAGGCCGCUGCGAUUGCUUCCGAGCUGGAGCUGGGGCAGACCAUCUGCCAGACCGUGGCCACCCGCAUUCUGCUGCAGCAGGCCUUCAUCGACUUUUAUAAUCAAAACUCGUCCCAUCCCUUUUUAAAUGCCCGCGCGGAUCUGGAGAGCGCAAUGGCGGCGAGGGGCGGCCUCAGCGGCCUGCUGCAGGCCCGACUCUACUCUCGAAACACCACCGGCGGCGAUCAUCGGGGCCUUCUGAGCGUGACUGGUGCCGGCGUGGGCAAUGGGACAAAUAAUAUCCAGCUCCCUUACCUGACGCCCGACGGCUCCAAAGUCAAUCUCAGCGAUACCGAGUACGGCUACCCCCCGUCGCUCUAUCCCAACAUCACAUACACAAACCUCGGAUACCCAAAUCCAUAUGUCCAGUCGACGCCCGCCUUUGGUGCCUAUGCCUUCCCAAAUGUCAACCUGAGCACCGGUGGCGGCCUUCUGUUGGGUCCCCUAGUCAUCAACGAAACAUUUGCCCUCAUCUCUCUCACUAUCCCUGUUAGGUCUUUUGCUAUCUCGGGCUUCAUUCUUGGGUACAUGACACUGGUUCUUUCAGCUGGUUCGCUGUCUUCCAUUCAAAUGUCCCCCGAAGGAUUAGGCUCGACGGGGGUGGUCCUUCUUGUUGGACCGGCUAACCCGUCCAACCGCUUCAAUGUGUCCCAGCCAGCCAGUAAUGAUACGUAUUCGCCUACGCAACCCAGUUUCAAGAACACCCCUGUCCGUUUUGUCAUCCCUCCGGUCCCGAGGGAUGGGCAGCCUGAUCGACACUCCGGAAGGAAUUAUGACGAUGGGAACUAUUAUGCACGCCCAUUCCCCCUAUUUCAGUUUCCAAGCCUGACAAAGGUAUAUACCCGCAAGCUCUCGCCGCUGGAUAACUCUACUGUCGACCUAUCAACGACAAAUGAGCAGGGCGUUCCUGUGGCUGUGGGCGUCGCCCGUCCAGCGACAACCCUGGUCAACUGGGCGAUUGUCGUGGAAAAGGCCAAGAGCGAGGCAUAUGAGCCUAUUGACAAGCUGAGGGACAUCCUCCUGGGGUGUGUCUUCGGGACCGCUGGUCUUGUCGCAAUCCUUGUAUUUCCCUGUGCACAUCUCAGUGUGCUGUCUAUACGACGGCUGAAGGCUGCCACGGAGAAAUCUAUCAACCCGCCUGGAUACGAUGAGGAAUUUGAUGAUGGAUUUGACGAGGAACACCCAAGCUCGGGAGCUACUAGCUCCAAACGAUCCGACAGAGGAUUCUUUGCUACCAUCUGGCGGAGGAUAUGGAGGGAGAAGAAGGCGAUACCCAUUUCCGAAGCUGAUGCUCACCGACACGUCUUCAAGAUACCUGGGAGAGUUGAAGUUGGCAAACACUAUAUUACAGACGAAUUGACAGAGCUCACCGACACAUUCAACAGCAUGACAGACGAGCUAUUGAAACAAUACACGUCCUUAGAAGAAAAGGUUGCGGAGAGGACACGAGAGUUAGAAGUUAGUAAGAGAGCAGCGGAAGCUGCCAACGAGAGCAAGACACUCUUCAUCGCCAACAUUUCUCACGAGUUAAAAACGCCGCUGAAUGGCAUUAUGGGCAUGUGCGCUGUUUGCAUGGAGGAAGACGACAUUGUACGAAUAAAACAAUCGCUCAAAACUCUCUAUAGAUCAGGCGACCUCCUGCUACAUCUUCUAGAAGAUCUUCUUAGUUUUUCCAAGAAUCAAAUUGGCCAGCAUGUUAGCCUUGAGGAGAGAGAAUUCCGGUUGGGCGACAUCAAAUCCCAAAUGUUGUCCAUUUUCGACAAGCAGGUGCGCGAGAGCGACAUCACAUUCACGGUGAGCUUUCUCAGCGGCGAAAGCACAGAGCUGAAUGGGGUUCUCGAUCAAAGUGUAUUAGAAAAAACACUGCCGGCCCUUGGCCCUAACGGUAUGGGUCGACUGAAAGAUGCCUAUGUCUGGGGCGACCAACAUAGAAUUCUGCAGGUCAUGAUCAAUCUCGUCAAUAAUAGUCUAAAGUUUACCCCCCCUGGGGGCAAAGUGGACUUGCGAAUUCGGUGCAUUGCCGAGGCUGAGCGAAUGAAUAAUGAUGACAGCCGGACCUCAUCUUUGUCCAAAAGUGGUUCGACAAGAAUCGGGCGAAGCCGGCAUAGAGGCAGCUCCGGAUCUACGAGGUCUACCAACUCUCGGACAACGAAUGCUUCCACAACGAUUAGGAACGGCACUGCCCUUGCAAUCAAUCCUAUGGACCCCAAGGCCACACCACAUGUUCGCGUCCGGGAGAGAUCACCGACGCCGCCGCCGCCAAACGCGAAGCCCUACGUCUUUGAGUUUGAGGUAGAAGACACAGGGCCAGGUAUUCCCGAGCAUAUGCAAGACAAGAUUUUCGAGCCGUUUGUUCAAGGCGAUCUUGGCUUGAACAGGAAAUUUGGAGGAACAGGCCUGGGACUGAGUAUCUGCUCACAGUUGGCCAAGCUGAUGGGUGGAUCAGUUACCCUCAAGAGCACUGUGGGUGUCGGAUCGACGUUUACGAUGCACAUUCCCCUUAAAUACGUCAAAGAUCGGCCGCCAAGUACCGCUUCCAGUAGUACAAAUUCAAGACCAACUAGCGUUAGAUCUACGGCUGGCGAAGGUCCCCGAAAUUCCCUGAAUGGAUCAGUAUCGCCUUUGCAGGACACAAAAUCCAAGAGCACCUCGGCUUUGAUAGACAACAAGCUGCCCCGUCUCGUGGGCCUCAGCGCGCCCUUUUUUGCAAAGCCCACAUCAUCCCCCAGCAAGGAGGACCAGACAGCAGUCAUUGACAAAGCAAUGGCGAACAAGACGGGCAAGGGCAAGCUCCGCGUGUUGGUUGCCGAUGAUAAUGCAACCAACGUUGAAGUGGUGAGUAGGAUGCUUAAACUCGAAGAAGUCUACGACGUUGCCAUCGCCAAAGAUGGCCAGGAGGCGUAUGAGCUGGUAAAAGCCAGCAUGGAAAAAAACCAGCGUUUCGAUGUAAUAUUUAUGGAUAUUCAGAUGCCAAACGUUGAUGGUUUGCAAUCGACUCGACUUAUUCGCAAGAUGGGCUACUUGGAGCCCAUCGUUGCGCUUACUGCUUUCUCCGAAGAGAGCAAUGUAAAAGAGUGUAUAGAAUCAGGCAUGGAUGAGUUUUUGAGCAAACCCAUUAGGCGGCCGGCCCUAAAGAAAGUGCUUAAGAAAUUCGUCACGAUUCCAGAGGAGCCCGAAACGACUGGCUCGAUGAAAGAAAAGCGAUCAACCACGAUAAACGGGAAAACAAGGGAAUAA